AUGGCGAAAGUAGCAACUGAAUUUGAGAAGAUCAUCAACACUGGUGCGGUCCGGCCUGGCAUGCCCUUUUCGUCCCAGCGUCAUCGCUCUCGCAAGAAGAACACGGCCCUCGCUGCCAAGAUCUUUGGUAAGGACCGCCGGGCCAGCGCCCCGGUCAAGGCCGGUGGUGCCUUGGCCGUCCGUGCUGGCGUACAAAAGCGCGUCUCUUCGACUUCCGUGCCGCGCGCCGGCAACAUCAACACCGAAUGGACUCAUGACCUGCACGAAGGCGGCGGCAACGGCAACACUCGCAAGAGCAACGGCAACGCCAAGAACGGCGCGAGCGCGACAACGGGCUCGCUGGCCAGCCGAGUGUCACGGCCGGGCGAAGCACCAAAGGGCGGCAAGGGCAAGCUGGCAAACAACAAGAGCGGCAGUGGCCGGGGAAACGGUGGUGCUGGUACCGUACAGCUUGCAGCAUCGACAGCACGCGGCCGCGAGGCGCGCCGUUCGGAUAGGAUCGCAAAUGCACUGAACCGUGCUGACCUGCAGCACCAGUCUGGCACUGCCACGAACGCCGGUGGUGGUCUAUCGAUCCGCGGCAUUGCCGCCGCCGUCAACGAGCCCCUCGUCGUCAUGGCUCAGAACUUUGCGCCCGGGACCACGGCCGCGGACAUUGAAAGCGCCAUGACGCCCGUUGGCGGGCUGGUCAGCAGCUGCCGGAUCCUCAAGACGACACCGCUCGUCAUUGCCGAGAUUGUUUUCGAGAGCCGCGAGGGCGCCGAGCGCGUCAUUGAGACGUUCAACAACCAGACCGCCGACGGCCGCAUCCUACACGUCUACCCCAAGGCUGUGAAUCACAAUGUGCUUACGCCGCACAACAACAACACGCCCACGUCCACGCCGGCCGCUCUGUCGCGCCACAAGAGCAGUGGUCAGGUGGUCGAUGGUUCGCUGGGCUUUGACGAUCCCAUGGACACGGAUGGCUUCGCCGCGAGCCGCAACAACAACAACAACAAUAUCAACAACGGCAACCUGAGCGGCCGGCUGUACAGUGACGACCUCGUCGGGUCGCGUCCGCCGAACGGCUCUUCGAAGCCACGACCUAAUAAACACGGUCGGCCUGGACGUCGGUAG
Molecule: messenger RNA, 1116 nt
Organism: Sporothrix schenckii 1099-18
Lineage: Eukaryota; Fungi; Ascomycota; Sordariomycetes; Ophiostomatales; Ophiostomataceae
Exons: 3
Coding region: 1-1116 (371 amino acids)
Molecular function (GO): RNA binding
Source: RefSeq, a predicted model, not a curated record